Molecule: messenger RNA, 2397 nt
Organism: Darwinula stevensoni
Lineage: Eukaryota; Metazoa; Arthropoda; Ostracoda; Podocopida; Darwinulidae
Source: the annotation of a GenBank genome assembly
AUGACCAAUGAGUUUAAUUCUCCUCUUCCCAUGCCAGGGAUUGACUCAUGCAAAUGGCUGCUGUCAGAUGGAAGAUUCCAAGGAGAUAAAAUAUGGCAACCCUAUGGUUGUAUGAUGCAUACCUACUCUACUUCGUUAGUUCUCAUCUUUAUUAUUCCAAAGGAUACAAGAAUGUGUCUACGUUAUGUGGGUUUUUGGAGAGAAAGUACCCAAAUGGCAUUUGUUGGAGAUUCUCGGAUCAGGCAGGUUUACCUUGCCCUCAUCAGUCACAUCAGUGGGCAAGAAGAAGUUUUGCCUGAGCAAAAGAAGCAUGCUGACACUUUUUAUGAAAACCAUGAUAUGCAAGUCCGUGUAGAUUUCAAGUGGCAAGCCAAUCCUGACUUUAAGAUGCUUGAAGUACUCCAGAAAUGGAAGGAAGCUGAUAAUGCUCCUCGCAUAAUAGUCCUUGGUUCUGCAACCUGGGCAAUCAAGAUCUCAAAUGGAAGCCUUGACUCAUUGGAAGAAUACAAGAAUAAUUUGUCCAUUAUUGCAAAUGCAAUGAGUAUUCUUGGAGCUAAUGGUAAGAGAAUAAUAUGGAUGCUCCAGGAUCCUGUCAUUGAAGAGGACCUUGAUCCAGCUCGUAAAAUGAUUACAAAUGAACAAAUUGAUCUAUAUAACAAAGGUGCUUUGGAGGUCUUGGAGAAGCAUAAGCAUAUAUUUGUGUGGUCCAGUAGUCGAUUAAUAACUCAAGGACUGAUGGCAUCAACUCAAGCAGAAAAAAGUGAUGGAUUGCAUCUCUCACCUCUUGCCCUCAAGCAUGACACACAGAUCUUGUUGAAUCUGUAUUGCAAUGACAGGAUGAACUAUCAUGAUGGGACAUGCUGCAGCAGUGCUGAACCUGUUACAACACUUCAAAAACUGACUCUUUUCACACUAAUUGCAUUUCUUGCUCUUGCUGUCAUACUAUUCCUCGUCAAGCAAUACACACUGCUGAAGGGUACACGUCGACAUUAUAGUAUUUUGCCUAAGACAACAACCAAUGGAGAUCUUGUGCAAGGAAGAGCUGAGUUAUCCAAUUUCACAUCAACUUUUGAGCACUACUUCCCUCUCUUCUUCUCUCUUGGGAAAGCUGGGGUCAUUAUGGCUUACUGUUUCUUGUGUGACAGAACUAAUUUUUUUAUGAAGGACAACAAGGCCUAUGUAGGGUUGAACUUCUGGCUUCCUAUUGGCUAUCUCUUUGUUGUUGGCAUCUUCUUCACAGAAGAGUCCAAGUUCACACGCAUUCUUCAUCGAGACCAGACAGACGAGUGGAAAGGAUGGAUGCAACUUGUAAUCCUUGUAUACCAUGUCACUGGAGCCAGCAAAGUGAUUCCAAUCUACAUGCAUAUUCGGAUUAUUGUCUCUGCAUACCUCUUCCUAUCUGGAUAUGGUCAUUUCACAUACUUCUGGCUGAAGGGCGACUGUAGUUUUAUCCGUUUCUGCAAGGUCAUGUUCCGUAUGAACUUUCUGGUGGUCGUACUUUGUCUAACCAUGAACAGGCCAUAUCAAUUCUACUAUUUUGUCCCUCUCAUCUCCUUCUGGUAUCUGGUCAUAUAUGUCUUUCUUGUCAUUCCACCUCAGGUGUUUUUUGAGCGCGUGUUUGUUACUCGUCCCUGGAAGGCUCUGUUUGUGACAACAGAUGAUGAUAUUCAUGAGUGGUGGUUUCGGUGGAAGCUGGAUCGCUACAGCAUUGCCUUUGGGAUGGUAUAUGCAUUUGCCUAUCAGAUGGCUCAACGACACAAUUUUCUGGAUGAUGGGAAUCACAGCAAUUUAUGGUCAAGAGGUGUAGCCUUGACUGUCACCUUUUUAUCCAUCAUUGGUCUUGGUGGAUUCUCAACUUUUACUCUCUUAUGCCAAUCCAAGCCAGAGUGCAAUGAAAUUCAUUCUUACAUUGUCUUCAUACCUAUUGUGGCCUUUCUUCUUCUGAGGAACAUUUCUGGUGUUCUUCGGACUCAGUACUCCCGGUUUUUUGCCUGGUUUGGUCAGAUCUCCUUGGAACUCUUUGUGAUUCAGUAUCAUAUAUGGUUAGCAGCUGACACUUACGGAGUGCUUGUGCUUCUACCAGGCUUCCCAGUUGCCAACAUUCUUCUGACUUCAUUCUUAUUUGUAUGUGCUGCUCAUGAGAUGCACUCUAUCACCAAUGCCCUGGUUCCCUAUGUGGUGCCUGAGGACUGGAAAUACACGCUUCGCAAUGUCCUCAUUUUUAUUCUCAUUCUCAUUCCCAUUGGCAUUCAUGAUGGAAUCUGGCAUAGUUUCCAAGACAUCCACAUCCCUAUCCUUGUCACUCAUUCCAUUCCCCAUUCCCAGGCCUUGCCUCGCCUGAGCUCAGCCUGGGAUCUCAGCCAAGUCCCAUCUCCCUCACCCGCCCUUGCCUUACCU